GGUCAAGGUAAAAAAAAUCGCCGACCACCAUUCUUGGUAGGAUUGUUUAUGUAUAGAAAUUUUGACCCAUGGUGACGUGGCGAGUUCGAAGUGGGGUAGUGAAGAGAAAGGGAAGCUAAAGAAAGGUUGGAUCUUUCUUUGAUUAACAGGAAUCAAGCUCAGUUCUUUUCUUUGCACACCUGUGACCUGUCCUGCUACAGAGAACAGCUCUUUCUUAACAGAGACACAGAGAGAGAUAGAAAGAGAGAGAGAGAGAGAGAGAGAGAGAGAGAACGUAAGCUUGUAGCUUCCUUUCUCUUUGCUUCUUUAUUAGAGAGCCAAAUUUAGUUAAGCUAAAGAGAGAGAGAGAGAGACGUAAGCUUGUAGCUUCCUUUCUCUUUGCUUCUUUAUUAGAGAGACAGAAAGAUCUAUCUAAUGGAGUAUGAAAGGAUACACAAAGUUCAGACUGGUAUGAUAUCCCCAACUAAGCUGAGGAUGAAGCUUUUGGGACCUCACCAUAAUAGAAAGAAGGAUGGAUCAAACUGUAAUUCUUCCAGAACAUCACCUUCAAGGCUUGAGGAUACUGAAUUUGUCAAGAAUAGCUUAUUAGCCUCCAAUGAUGAGGAAGUCGCAGCUCCCAGCUUAGAUCUGAGUGUGCCGGAUGGUGCAGUGGUUGACCCCAGCCAAGUUGACCAGACAUCUUCCCAGCUGAAGGAUACAUUGUCAAAGGAAAAUGGCAACAUGGGUCGCUUUAAAAUGCAGCAAUUCACAAAGGGUGAAAGUGCUAAUUCAAGUGCAGUUCACCCAAUGAGAUCACUAGAAGAUGACAAUCUUGAUUACGAUAGUAAUGCUAGCUCAUCUAGCUUUGAGUUCCACAAGGAGCGAGCAGCACAUAAUCAAUUUACAAGAUCAUUUUCAAGGCCUAUGCCAUCUAAGUGGAAUGAUGCAGAGAAAUGGAUAAUGAAUAGGCAAAAUAUGCGCCCGAAUUUUUCAAAGAAGAAUGCUGUAUACAAUCAAGCUAAUCGGAUGCCAGGAACAAAUAUGGUUAGGGUUGCCCCAGAAUCAGUUAAUCAUGAUCUUAAGCUAUCACUUAGCAGAGUCGUAGACACUAAACGUGUAGAUUUCUGUCAGCCUGCUUCGCAAAUGGCAUUAGAAAAGUUCUCUUUUAUUUCCCCUGGAACUCCCUCCGUUUCUGGUCAAGCAUAUGGGGGGAAUGUUCUCAUUGAUCAGUGCACUCAAAGUAAGGAUUUAAGAGAAGUGGAUCAAAGAGAACUAGCUAUUACUAGAAGUUCAGUAGAAGACACAGCAGUUCUUCCUGUCAUAAGAUCCGUCUGCAUGAGAGACAUGGGAACUGAAAUGACGCCAAUUGCAAGUCAAGAGCCUUCAAGGACUGGUACACCAGUGGGUUCAACAACUCCUCACGAUCUCCGCAGCCCAACUUCUUCAAUCCCAUCUACUCCUCGAAGAGGGGCUCCGGCACCAACACCUAUGGAGCAUGGCACUGAUGAGGAUGCAGAAAGUACUUGUGAAAAUGGCAAAAAGGAGUUGACUGAGCAAGAAUUCAAACUAAAGACUAGAAGAGAGAUCGUAGCCCUAGGUGUCCAGCUUGGCAAGAUGAAUAUUGCUGCUUGGGCAAGUAAAGAAGAUCAGGACAAGAAUACAUCGUCAGUCGAUGCAGAAGAGCUUGAGCGGAUUGAAUUUGAAAAACGUGCAGCUGCAUGGGAAGAAGCUGAAAAAUCUAAACAUACAGCAAGAUAUAAACGUGAAGAAAUCAAAAUUCAAGCUUGGGAAAGUCAGCAGAAAGCUAAACUAGAAGCAGAGAUGAGGAGAAUAGAGGCCAGAGUCGAACAAAUGCGAGCCCAGGCUCAAGCAAAGAUGGUAAAGAAGAUUGCUAUGGCGAGGCAAAAAUCAGAAGAAAAACGAGCUACAGCAGAAGCCAGAAAAAAUAGAGAUGCAGAAAGAACUGCAGCUCAAGCAGAGUAUAUCCGACAAACAGGACGGAUGCCAUCAUCCCAUUACAUCUGUUGUGGCUGGUUAUCAUAAUAUUUUUUUUCAUAAUUAUCAAAUAUUCAAGUGGAAGGAAGUUGCUCAUACUCAAAGUGGCUAGUCUUGUACUUCGUUUCUUCUUUCAAAAUUCAGCUUGAGUGUUUGUUCCUUUGUAUCUAAUGGAGUACCCGAAUUUGCAAGUGAAGUUUAUUAAAAGGGGUUCCCGCUUUUGUAGUGAGCA
Messenger RNA from Ricinus communis (castor bean), 2206 nucleotides. RefSeq lists its product as uncharacterized. The transcript has 6 exons. Bases 415 to 2022 code for a protein of 535 amino acids. NCBI's taxonomy places the organism in Eukaryota, Viridiplantae, Streptophyta, Magnoliopsida, Malpighiales, Euphorbiaceae. The record is from RefSeq and is a predicted model, not a curated record.